Paramuricea clavata is the source of this 1763-nucleotide messenger RNA. The record is from the annotation of a GenBank genome assembly. Lineage: Eukaryota; Metazoa; Cnidaria; Anthozoa; Malacalcyonacea; Plexauridae.
GAAUUUUCAGCUGAUGUAGUGAAGAAGUGUGGCGAAGAUGGCUCAAAGAUUGUUGGCUUGUCAUCUUCGGUUUGUGCCAUGAUAUUUUGUCAUUGUACAAACAUUUUAAAUAGGAUAGAUAUAUUAAGAUUGGGUAUAGGGUACUUUAUCACAGCCAAAAUACUUUGAUUAACACUGACGCCCGUAUUCUAAAAGCUCACUCACACUCAAUGAGCGGAGGUUCAAUCUGAGCUUUUCUUGAGUGUCAAUGCUGUUUUUGAAUAGCUGGAGGGUGAGUAGUCACAUGGUGAGGUACGACACUUACCCUCCAGCUAUUCAAAAACAGGAUUGACACUCAAGAGAAGCUCAGAUUGAACCUCCACUCAUUGAGUGUGAGUGAGCUUUUAGAAUACGGGCGUUAGUAUAGCAAUGAUAUCAUUUAGUUAUGAUCCAGUGAUUGAAAUAUUUUGAUUGUCUUUUUGUUGUUUUGAGAAUCCCACUGUUCUCCAUGCCACCCAGUCACUGUUUUGACUUACUAAACAUUUGUACAAAGGGCUAUUAAGACAGGAUGGAAGGAUCUUCCUAUAAAUAUUAAUACUGAGUAUCGUUUUUCAACUAAAUAUCAAUACUGAAUAUCAUUUUUCAAAUACAGACAUUCGCAAAAAGUAUGAGCGAUAUAUUGAACAAGAUGAAAGCAAGUAGAGUUGUGAAAGUCGGAGGAAACCUGAAAGAUUAUUCGCCAUGGUUGUCGACUUUUCAAACACGAAGUGAGACGUAUCAAUUGGAAAUACCAGGUAAGUUUUUUAUAAAUUGAUAUUGGGGUUUGUACAUUGAUAAUGUUCAGUGGCGCUGGGAGGGCAUACUUAUAGACUCAUUGCACUGACGUCACAAAUCUUUAGAGUGCCCUCCAGAUGCUCCCUAACAAUAUCUGUUCGCGUACAACAACCACAUACAGCGCAAAAAUUAACCAUUUUGAUACAAAAUUAUUAUAAACUUUUACAAAAUUUGCUUUGUUUACAAAAGUUGUAUUACGCAUAGAUUGCUAAUUUGUCCUCCAGAUGCAUCGUCACCGGCGCUGUGACGUCAUGUGCAAUGGGUCUAUAUUGCUCUUUUUAUAAAAAAAUAUUUUGAUAUUUAUCACAAAUCAGAAAAUAUAGGAAAUGCAAUCGUAGUGAUUCAAACCCAAUACUUCUUUGGCAAGAAUUUUCUUUCCUACCAAAGAUUGUGCAAACAUCUUGUACUAAAACAAUUUUAAGUUUAGAAAUUUUUCACUUUCUUCAGGUCAAUACACGGGGAGAAACAAACCACUUCCAGAAUAUCACGUAAAAAUAGCUGGCUUUGAUGAGAAGGUGAGAAAUUAAGAGAAUGCAUCGGUUUGUGAAUUCAUUGACUGCCUGGUUGAUUGGUUGACGAAUACACUAAUUAAACAUUAAUUAAUUAAUUGAUUCAUGAAUUGAUUGAUGAUGGAUUUGUUCAUUAAAUUAUUGAUUGAUUAAAUUAUUAAUGAAAUAAUAUUUAUUGAUUGAUAUGACUGGUAUCAUUGGUUCGAUUGAUAUGGUUGAUCAAUUGACUGGCUUCUUCAUUAAUUGAUGAUAUAUUCAUUAAAUUAUAUACAAGGUGCUAAAACUGUCGUCGCUGAGAGCUCCAAAACGCGUCACCAUCCUUGGUAAUGAUGAACGGGAAUAUAAGUUUCUGGUCAAAGGCGGUGAAGAUCUCCGCUUGGAUCAACGAAUACAACAGGUUAGAACAACGCCAUAUUUAGGAAUGACAGUUGAUUUUUUAAA